GAUUGAUCAACGUUGGAAUUGUUCUCCUUGGAUAUUUAAAAAAACCAUUUUACACAGAGGUUGCUACUGCAGCAACACGUGUUGGUUUAGCUUUGUGUGCUUCUUCUGAUGCACAAAUUCAGGGGCCUUUUCCAGCAGAGUUUGUUGUGAGAUCACAGGUCGGGAGGAUGACCGCUCGAGUGGAUUUCUCAUUGAUUGCUGCUUUGUGGUAUCUUUUUGGAUACUUGAGCAUAACUCAUGCUAUUCAAAGACAAAACACAGUGGAUGGUUUUUGUCCGGCGACGCUGACGUUCGUGCCGGCCCGUCGAGGAUGUUCUUCUGAUGAAGACUGCCCUGGAGGACACAAAUGCUGUCGAUUUGACUGUGGGCCUGUUUGUGUGCUGCCUGUUUUCAUGAAGCCGGGUCAGUGUCCCCUACCAGAGAUGAUUCCACUGUGUGCUGAAAGCUGUUUCCAUGAUGGCCAGUGUCCUGCCACACAGAAGUGUUGCCCAACCACCGGUGGCUUUGCAUGCAGUGAACCACGUGGACAGGGAAGCGGCCAGGGAAGCGGUCAGGGACAAGGCCAGGGAAGCGGCCAGGGAAGCGGUCAGGGACAAGGCCAGGGAAGCGGUCAGGGACAAGGCCAGGGAAGCGGUCAGGGACAAGGCCAGGGAAGCGGUCAGGGACAAGGCCAGGGAAGCGGUCAGGGACAAGGCCAGGGAAGCGGCCAGGGUCAGGGCCAGGGCCAGGGUCAGGGACAAGGCCAGGGACAGGGACAAGGCCAGGGAAGCGGCCAGGGACAGGGCCAGGGCCAGGGUCAGGGACAAGGCCAGGGUCAGGGACAAGGACAAGGCCAGGGAAGCGGCCAGGGUCAGGGACAAGGCCAGGGUCAGGGACAAGGCCAGGGACAGGGACAAGGCCAGGGAAGCGGACAGGGUCAGGGACAGGGACAAGGCCAGGGAAGCGGUCAGGGACAAGGCCAGGGAAGCGGUCAGGGACAAGGCCAGGGUCAGGGACAAGGUCAGGGACAAGGCCAGGGAAGCGGCCAGGGUCAGGGACAAGGCCAGGGUCAGGGACAGGGACAAGGCCGGGGAAGCGGACAGGGUCAGGGACAAGGCCAGGGAAGCGGCCAGGGUCAGGGUCAGGGACAGGGCCAGGGCCAGGGACAGGGACAAGGCCAGGGAAGCGGACAGGGUCAGGGACAGGGCCAGGGAAGCGGACAGGGUCAGGGACAGGGCCAGGGAAGCGGACAGGGUCAGGGACAGGGCCAGGGAAGCGGACAGGGUCAGGGACAGGGCCAGGGAAGCGGACAGGGUCAGGGACAGGGCCAGGGAAGCGGACAGGGUCAGGGACAGGGCCAGGGAAGCGGACAGGGACAGGGCCAGGGAAGCGGACAGGGUCAGGGACAGGGCCAGGGAAGCGGA
Messenger RNA from Carassius auratus (goldfish), 1403 nucleotides. Its product is annotated as fibroin heavy chain-like. The annotation marks the transcript as partial. NCBI's taxonomy places the organism in Eukaryota, Metazoa, Chordata, Actinopteri, Cypriniformes, Cyprinidae. The transcript has 5 exons. The record is from RefSeq and is a predicted model, not a curated record. Gene Ontology annotation, cellular component: extracellular region. Gene Ontology annotation, molecular function: peptidase inhibitor activity.